GCUCCAGCCGAUUGUGGUAUAGAAAUCGAUCAGCUCUAAAAACAAGAGCAUCAGAGAUCUUGUAUCAAAGAGUUCCAAGUGAAUCAAAAAAACAAUUUCCAAAAUGAAAUUCAUCGUACUGGCUCUCUUCUGCAUGGCUGCAUACGCCGCUGCUCAAGAAAUUGAACCUGAAGCUGUGGAAGAAUACUACGGCUCUCCUCGUUUUCGACGACACGCCGACCCUCAAGGGUCCCUCGUUAUCAAUGGACAGAAACCAUUGAGCGGACCGGAUCGUCGCCCAUCCUUGGACGUCGAUUAUCAUCAACGCGUCUACGACAGAAACGGAGUGAACGCGGACGCUUACGGUGGACUGAAUGUUCGUCCCGGACAGCCUGCUCAACCACACUUGGGUGUCCAAAUCGGGCGUGAAUACAAGAACGGCUUCAUCAGGGGAUACAGCCAGGCUGAACGCGGUCCUGGCGGCAGAAUCUCGCCCAGCUUCGGCAUUGGUGGUGGAUUCAGAUUCAGACGCAACGUCGAUGACAUGAUGUCAGAGGAACUAGGAUAUUAGAUCCAUCUAUGCGUACAGUUAACGAUUAGACUACGGAUUUUUCUACAAAUUCAUAAUUCUUUUGGACUCAAUUAGAGAAACUUGGACAGAGAUCAGCUUUUACGUAAUAUCAAUUACUAUUAGUAUUGUCCCGUAUUAAUUGCAUUUAUUUAGUAUUUAAUGAUUAUUUAUUUCAGAUAUGCAUUUACUUUGUUUCAUUUCGUAUACUUUAUGUAAUUGAUAAGACAUUGUCGAUUAAGAGAUUGUACUUGAAAAGAAAUGAUAAUAAAUGUAAUGUAAUGACAUAAA
This is a messenger RNA of Bombus huntii, 838 nucleotides long. Its product is annotated as hymenoptaecin-like. The coding region runs from base 104 to 550 and encodes 148 amino acids. The transcript is spliced from 2 exons. NCBI's taxonomy places the organism in Eukaryota, Metazoa, Arthropoda, Insecta, Hymenoptera, Apidae. The record is from RefSeq and is a predicted model, not a curated record.